Triticum dicoccoides is the source of this 2358-nucleotide messenger RNA. RefSeq names its product zinc finger MYM-type protein 1-like. NCBI's taxonomy places the organism in Eukaryota, Viridiplantae, Streptophyta, Magnoliopsida, Poales, Poaceae. Gene Ontology annotation, molecular function: protein dimerization activity. The transcript is spliced from 2 exons. The record is from RefSeq and is a predicted model, not a curated record. Bases 1 to 2358 code for a protein of 785 amino acids.
AUGAGGAGGUUUUUGGUUCCUAGAGCAAGCAUUGAGAAUGCAAGUGUUGUGCAGCCGGAAUCAGAACAAGACCCUCCUAUUCAUGUUGCUAACAACAGUGAGUUUAAUCCAGACGAAAUUCAAUCUGAUCCUGCACUGAGAAAACAAAUUGCUGAAUAUGCACCACAAAUCCAGGACCAAGUUAGGAGGGCAUACAUACUAAAGGGUCGAACCAAACCAGAAUUAGAAUUUCGCCGAACGGAUUCAAGAGCAUUUUCUAAGUCAUGGUAUGAAAAGUGUAACUGGAUAGAAUAUAGCGACUCCGAGGAUGCAGCUUUUUGUUUCUAUUGUUUCUUGUUCAAGCAACCUGGAAGGGCUGAACACUUCGGGUUUGAAGUCUUCACCAAAACAGGUUUUAGGGACUGGAAACAUGCAUAUAGAGCCUUACCUGAGCAUGUAGGUGGUCUGAAUAGUGGUCACAACAAUUGUGUUCGGCAUUAUGAUGAUUUCAAAAGUCAAAGACAAAGUGUGUCAACCAAGUUCGCUCGUGGAACUGUGGAAUCUCACAGAUUAUAUAAGAUUCGCUUGACUUCUUCUCUAGAGUGUGUAAGGUAUCUCAUAGCACAAGGUUUGUCAUUCCGUGGCCAUGAUGAAUCUACUGCUUCAUUGAACAAGGGAAACUUUCUAGAGAUGAUAGAUUGGUUAAAGGAUAGCAAUGAAGAAGUAAGAGAUGCUUUUGAUCGUGGUGGAGAAAACUGCAAGAUGACUUCCGGUGAAAUACAAAAGGACCUUGCAAGGUGUUGCGCGGAAGAAGUCACCGAAAUGAUUAUGGGGGAGCUUGCUGAUAAAAAGUUCUCUGUUCUUAUUGAUGAGUCAUGCAAUAUAUCGGUGAAAGAACAAAUGGCAGUAAUGUUGAGGUAUGUGAAUGAAGGGAAGGUUGUUGAACGAUUUCUAUGUCUGCACCACAUCAAAGAUACUACAUCCGAGUCACUGAAGUUAGCUCUUGUAAAGCUUCUUGAUCAUUACAAAUUAUCAAUUUCAAGGCUACAAGGGCAAGGAUAUGACGGUGCUUCAAACAUGAGAGGUGAAUUUAACGGUUUGCAAAGAAAACUUCUCGACGAAAACCCUCAUGCUUUCUACGUCCAUUGCUUUGCCCAUAGAUUACAGUUGGUUGUGGUUGCCGUUGCUAGUUCUUCUUGCUCAUAUAUUCAUGAUUUUUUUGAGUACAUAUCGCUGAUUGUGACCACAACAACUUCAUCUUGCAAGAAGAUGGAAGUGUUGGUAGAAGAAUCUCACAAUGAUAUUUUGGAAAGGCUUGAGAGGGGUGAGAUAUCUAUAGGAAGAGGCUUGAAUCAACAGACUAGUCUUGCUAGACCUGGAGAUACUAGAUGGGGUUCACAUCAUAAAACUUUGCUUCGCUUGGACCAAAUGUGGGCCUCUGUAAUAAAAGUUCUUAGCACGGUUGACGCAAAUGGGCGUAAUCCAAGCCAUGCUGCGGGUUGCAUAGAAAAAAUGGAGUGCUUCAAAUUUUCUCUCGUUUUGAAGUUUAUGCUAAAGUUGUUUGGUAUAACAAAUGAGCUCUCACAACUUUUGCAAAGAAGGGAUACAAAUAUUGUGCUUGCCUUGGAAUUAAUUCAUGAUGUUAAAGUCCGGUUGGCUACCAUGAGAGAUAGUGGUUGGGAGAGUAUUUUUGAUGAGGUCAAACAAUUCUGCAAUUCCAAAGGUAUUCCAGUGCCAAAUAUGGAUGAUGAAAUACCAGUUCGAGGUCGCUCGAGGCUAGAGGGAAGGACUAUCACUAAUCUUCAUUAUUACAGGGCUGAGAUUUUCUAUGUCGUUAUUGACAAAAUAUGUGUUGAGAUGAAUCAUCGCUUCAGUGACUCAAACCAAGAGGUAAUUGCAUGUUUCUCGUGUCUUGAUCCCAAGAAUUGUUUCUCCAAGUUUGAUGUACAGAAGCUUUCUCGGCUAGCUGAAAUAUAUAGUGCCGAUUUCUCAAAUAGUGAUCGUGCGAUAUUGAGGGACCAACUUGAGACUUUUGUUCUUCAUUUGAGAAAUCAUGCUGCAUUUUCUACUUGCAAAGAUGUUGAAAGUUUAGCUACAAAAAUGGUUGAAACAGAGAAACAUUUGGUCUUUCCAUUGGUUUACAAGCUCAUUGAGUUAGCUUUGCUACUGCCGGUGUCCACGGCAUCUGUUGAGAGAGCUUUCUCGGCAAUGAAAAUUAUCAAGUCUAAACUGCACAGCACGAUCAAUGAUGAUUGGUUUAAUCACUUGAUGAUAUGCUACACUGAACGUGAAAUAUUCAAAUCACUCGACGAUGAAGUUAUCACUCGAAGGUUUCAGGCCAUGAAGGCUCGAAAAGGGAUUUUACCGAGGCAUCAUUAG